Molecule: messenger RNA, 1259 nt
Organism: Aspergillus glaucus CBS 516.65
Lineage: Eukaryota; Fungi; Ascomycota; Eurotiomycetes; Eurotiales; Aspergillaceae
Exons: 2
Coding region: 314-910 (198 amino acids)
Biological process (GO): negative regulation of protein kinase activity
Cellular component (GO): nucleolus
Molecular function (GO): protein kinase binding; double-stranded RNA binding; protein kinase inhibitor activity
Source: RefSeq, a predicted model, not a curated record
ACCCAGAUACCUUCUUGACUGCAACCUCAAUAUCUUACACUUGAUUCUUCUGGUCUUGGAUCACCCGGAUCAGAGACGCGAUUCCAAUACUUACACCCAAAUCUAUCCGAGGAGCUGUAAGGACAAUCUUUGCGCGCGCAUUGCCUACGGAGCACAGCAGCAACCAAGCUAGGACAGGUUAACCAGCGCCAUCUUCUUGUAUCCCUCCUCGCGCACACGAAUCCAACCUCGCGCACUUUUUUCCGCCGCAAUCGCCACCUCAACAACCUCAACAACCUCAACCCAAAGAAACCACUCUACAAACCCAACCAAAAUGUCCGAACCAGGCCCCGAAUCCGUCCCCACAAGCGCCGACCGCCGCAGCAACCGCCCCCUAAAACGCCGCGCCCUCAACACCCCCCUCUCCGAACAAGCCACCCAAAUCUCCUCCCUCUUCCGCGAACCCUCCAAAGAACUCAAACUCCCCGAAGCCACGCGCCAAAAGACCGCGACCAACUUACCCCCUCCUCCCGAAAUCGUCGCGAACGUCCAAGGAUCGUCGGCUGGUGCGGGGUCUGGCGAGUUCCAUGUGUACAAGGCGAGUCGGAGGAGGGAGUAUGAGAGGUUGAGGCUGAUGCAGAGUGAGGUUGAUCGGGAGAAGGGGGAUGAGGAGUGGGAGAUGGAGAGGGAGGAGACGAGGAGGAGGGAUGAGGAGAAGACGGAGAAGAAUCGGAAGAGGAGGGAGAAGAGGAAUGCGGCGAAGAAGAAGAGUAAUGGGAAGAAGGCUGGCGCUGGGGCGAAUGGGAAUGGGAAUGGUGAUGAGAAGGGUGACGGGAUGGCUGUCGAUGAGACUGGGGUGGAUGCUCAUGCUGGUGCUCAUGGGGUAGGUGUUGUGGAGGAGACGCCGGGUGUUAUUAUCCAUGAUGAUUGAACUCUACGGUGUCAUGGAGAGUGUACGAUGAAGAUACCCAUGUAAAAUUGUUUUAGUCUAGGAUAUUCAUACAACUCAAAUCGUUGUUGAUUAUUAUGUACGCAUUUUCCUUCCAACUUCUAAUGCUUUUAAUCGUCACCACCACCGACACCAACACCCGCCUGCUGUGCGGACUUGCCGCUGCAAAUAUCAUCGACACGGAGGAGUAGGCAUGCAGACUAGUACCAGUUAGUAAAGCACAACAUUCGGUUCCGGGGAAGGUCUUACCUCGACAGCCGUCUUGAUACUCUGCAUCUUCACAGCCUCGGGUUCCCAGACACCGUAUUCCUGCAUGUCCACCAAGUUACCC